AUGUCAGUGCUAUCCGAGGAAGCGGGCUACCGCAUAGGCAGCCUGGCCGGGUCGCAUUUCCAGGCGGCGGGAGCACUAGGAGGGGACGAGGGAGCGCCGCUCGGCGGUUGGGAGCGCACACCCUGCCCAAGGGCUGAAAUGGACUGGUCUGGACUCGGCAUGUCCCCCUUUGGCGGGAGCGAGCGCCACAGGUGA
Messenger RNA from Gaeumannomyces tritici R3-111a-1, 195 nucleotides. RefSeq lists its product as hypothetical. The record is from RefSeq and is a predicted model, not a curated record. The transcript is spliced from 2 exons. The coding region runs from base 1 to 195 and encodes 64 amino acids. Lineage: Eukaryota; Fungi; Ascomycota; Sordariomycetes; Magnaporthales; Magnaporthaceae.